GACAUCUUCACCAACACGCGCCAGCCCUGGCACCCGCCCGGGGCGCGCGGCAUCUUUGGCGGCGCCGUCAUUGCCCAGUCCCUGUCGGCGGCCCAGCGCACCGUGCCGGACCCCGCGCCCGGCGAGGCCCCGUUCUUCAUCCACUCGUGCCACUGCUACUUCUUGCUCGCCGGCAGCUCCGAGAUUCCCAUCCUGUUCCACGUCGAGCGCGUGCGCGACGGCCGCAGCUUCGCCACGCGCACCGUCCAGGCCCGCCAGCGCGGCCGCUGCAUCUUCACCGUCACGGCCAGCUUUGUGCGCGAGGGUGCCGGCGGCGUGAAGCAGGCCCGCCACGCCGUACCGCUGCCCGCCGGCGUCCGCCCGCCCGCCGACGACGAGCCUGCCGACCAGGAGGCCUGGAUCGCGCGGGGGCCCUUUGAGAGCCGGAGCAUUGAGAUUGUCGGCGGCGACGACGGCGAGGAGGCUGACCAUGGCAGGAGCGGACAGGGCAAGGUCGCCCAGCCCGGCGACGAGCACAGGAUGCGCUGCCGCGUCUGGAACCGGGCGCGCGGCACCAUCAGCGCUGCCGGCGGGCACGCCGCCCACCUCAACGCCCUCGCCUACAUGUCGGACAGCUACUUCAUCGGCACCGUGUCGCGCGUGCACCGGCUCUGGCGCUUCCCCUUUGCGCCGUCCGAAGUCGCCGACCUCGACCCGGCACUGCGCGCCCACGUCGAGCGCUCGAACCGCGUCGACGGCCUCGGCGACGGGCCCGACGACUGGGCUGCCCACCCGACCCUCGGCAUGCUCGUCAGUCUCGACCACUCCAUCUACUUUCACGACCCGCGCCGCGUGCGCGCCGACGAGUGGAUGUUCUCCGAGAUGGACACGCCCUGGGCUGGUGACGGCCGCGGUGUCGUCCUGCAGCGCAUCUUUGCCGCCGACGGCACCCUGCUUGCCACCUGCGUCCAGGAGGGGCUCGUGCGACUGACGCAAAAGGAUGUUGACGGCGCGGCGCCGGAUGGGGCCACGGCCAAGGACGCGGGCAAGGCAAAGCUGUGA
Messenger RNA from Verticillium nonalfalfae, 1041 nucleotides. RefSeq lists its product as uncharacterized. The transcript has a single exon. Gene Ontology annotation, cellular component: peroxisomal matrix. Gene Ontology annotation, biological process: acyl-CoA metabolic process; fatty acid catabolic process. The annotation marks the transcript as partial. Gene Ontology annotation, molecular function: fatty acyl-CoA hydrolase activity. The record is from RefSeq and is a predicted model, not a curated record. NCBI's taxonomy places the organism in Eukaryota, Fungi, Ascomycota, Sordariomycetes, Glomerellales, Plectosphaerellaceae.